UCUGUACCACAAUGAUCCGUAGACAGUCUGCUUUGAUUCUCCUCAGUACCUUGUCUCUGAUUCAAACUGCAGAGGUUGCUGAGCAGAUCUCUUUGACUGUGGUUGAACCUGGUGGUAGUUUGAAUCUGACAUGUCCGUUCUUUGGAAAUGAAGCUGGGUUGUUUUACUGGUAUAAGCUGAAGUUUGGAUAUAUGGUCCAAACAGUUGCAGCGGGGACUUUUAGGACAGUAAAUCUUCAUGUACUAUUUGACAACUCAAGAUUCACAGUCACAAAAGUGAACAGUCAGUAUGUUCUCAACAUCAGAAAUGUGAGCAAAGAAGACGAAGCAACAUACUUCUGUCAAGCAGGAUCGGCAUACAUAAUGAAGUUCAUUAACGGCAUGCUUCUGGUUGUGAACGAUCAUAAAAAUCAGAAGAAGUCUUUCUACGUGAAACAAAAUCCGGAGGCUGAGUGGGUCGAGCAGGGCGAAAGAGUGACUCUCGAGUGUUCACUUGUCUCCACAAACAAAGAAACCUCAGAUGAGUGUCCAGGUGAACACAGUGUGUACUGGUUCAGAUCUCGAUCAGGAGAAUCUAAUCCAAGCAUCAUUUACACUCAAAGUGAUGAACAAGAGGAGAGAAGUUGUUUCUACAGUCUGUCCAAAACUAUACAGACCUCCUCUGAUACUGGGACUUACUACUGUGCUGUGGUCACAUGUGGAGAGAUCCUGUUUGGUGAAGGAACCAAAGUGGAAACAAAAAAUCAGCUGUGCCCAUACCUGGUUGUGCUCGGGAUACUGCUGGGCUGCUCUGUGAUUGUGAUUGUGGCUCUAAUUAUCUUCCGAAAUCGAAAGCCAGUUUGUGAAAAUCAAAGAGGAGGAGCUUCCAUUCAUGACGGAUCAGCUGACGAUCAAGCAAGUAAUGUGGAUGAUGAAGCGGUGGCGAUGAACUAUGUAGCGCUGGAUUUCCCCUCAAGAAAUGCUAAAAGAUGGACAAAUACCAGGGAGUUUCCACAGGACUGUCUGUACUCUGGCACCAGAGAGUAUCAGUGAAAUGCUGCCACCAUGAAGGAAGAACAUCUGACAUGUUCACUGUCGAUUAAAAUCAUUUUUAUGUAGCUGUUUAGGUAAAUGAGAUGACAUGAGAGAAUUUUGCCGUGAUGUACAUUUAAUAGCAUAAUCAACAACAUUAGUUUAGCAUAGAGACAACACUUGUGUUUGGUGAUGUU
Molecule: messenger RNA, 1207 nt
Organism: Epinephelus lanceolatus (giant grouper)
Lineage: Eukaryota; Metazoa; Chordata; Actinopteri; Perciformes; Serranidae
Biological process (GO): response to bacterium
Source: RefSeq, a predicted model, not a curated record